Molecule: messenger RNA, 1419 nt
Organism: Ceratotherium simum simum (southern white rhinoceros)
Lineage: Eukaryota; Metazoa; Chordata; Mammalia; Perissodactyla; Rhinocerotidae
Gene: ZNF485
Product: zinc finger protein 485
Biological process (GO): regulation of transcription by RNA polymerase II
Molecular function (GO): RNA polymerase II cis-regulatory region sequence-specific DNA binding; DNA-binding transcription factor activity
Source: RefSeq, a predicted model, not a curated record
AUGGAGGGAUUUCCUCAUAUCGCCUUUAUUUCCCGGAUUGGUUUACUCAGGAUUCUUGGCCUUUGCCUGGGAGAACAGUUCAGGAGACAGAUGGCCCCAAGACUACCAAGAGCCCAGAUCCAGGGAUCACUGACAUUUGGGGAUGUGGCUGUGGCCUUUACCCAGAUUGAAUGGAGACACCUGGAUUCUACUCAGAGGGCCAUGCACAGAGAUGUGAUGCUGGAAAUCUAUGGGAAUCUGGUGUCCGUGGGGCUUCUCUCUUCCAAACCCAAACUAAUCACCCAGUUGGAGCAGGGGGCAGAGCUGUGGGAAGUACAGGAAGUCCCAUCAGGUACUUGUGUAGUCCAGGAGUACUGGUUUGAAACAGAGUUGUUGGCCCUAAAACAAAAUGUUUCUGAUGGAUCUGAUCAGGAGGAGUGAAUAAAAAGUGUCAUGAUGGAAAGAGGCCUGGAUUGGGAGGACAGAAGUUCCACAGAGAAGAUGCACUAUAAAUGUGAGGAAUGUGGGAAAGUCUUCAAAUAUAAUUCCUCCUUUAUUAGCCACCAGAGAAAUCAUACUGGUGAGAAACCCCAUAAAUAUAAAGAAUGUGGGAUAGCUUUUAUGAGCAGCUCAUCCCUUUUAAAUCAUCAUAAAAUUCACCUAGGCAAGCAACUUUAUAGCUGUAUUGAAUGUGGGAAAUUCCUCAAGAAGCAUUCAAAGUUUGUUAAUCAUCAGAAAAUACAUUCUAGAGAGAAAUUCCAUAAAUGCAAUGAAUGUGGGAAAGCUUUCAGAAAGAACUCUAUCCUUUUAAGUCAUCAGAGAAUUCAUACUGGUCAGAAACCCUACAAAUGUAAUAACUGUGGGAAAGGCUUUGCUCAGAAUGCAGCCCUUACUCGUCAUGAGUGAAUACAUAGUGGAGAGAAACCUUUUAAAUGUAAAGAAUGUGAAGCUUUCAGGGAUAACUCAACUGUGUUGGAACAUCAGAAAAUCCAUACUGAUGAGAAACCAUAUCAGUGUAAUGAAUGUGGAAAAGCCUUUAGGAAGCUCUCAACUCUUAUUAGUCAUCAAAGAAUGCAUACAGGAGAGAAACCCUAUCAUAGUAAAUGUGGAAAAUCUUUCAAGUAUAGCUCAUCCUUUGCCAGACAUCAGAAAACUCAUAGUGGAAAUAAACCCUAUCAAUGUAAUGACUGUGGGAAAGCCUUUGUGAAGAGCUCAACCCUUAUUGGACAUCAGAGAAUUCCUACUGGAGAAAAACCCUGUCAUUGUAAGAAAUGUGGGAAAUCCUUCAAACAUAGCUGUGGCCUUGUUGAACAUCAGAGAAUCGAUACUGGAGAAAAACUUUAUGAAUGUAAUGAAUGUGGGAAAGCUUUUCCCUGGAGUUCAGCCCUUAAACAACAUAAGAAAAUUCAUAACAAAGAAAGAGCAAUCAAAUGUAGUUAG